AUGCUUCCAAACUCGCUCUUUUUGUCGACCACGGCAUCAGCCUUGUUUUUGCUGUUGCUGCCAUUCCGUCUAUCGAAGCUUCGCAAAGAAACGAUCAAGGUCAUUCCGGAACACCACGGCCAUGGCAAAGUUAUCAUCGCAAUCAUCUUAGUUGUGGCCCAGUCAAUCAUACUCGCUACGACAGCACUCUCGACGCCCCGACUUGGGCUCAAUUUAGCUUCUGCUAUUUUGUCCUUGGUGGCUUAUGUGGGCCUUUGCCCGCUGCUCUUGUUGGAGCACACCAAGUCCGUCAGGCCGUCGGAUCUCGCUGUUGUCUAUCUGCUUGUAUCGUCGGGAUGCAAUUUGCUUGACUUGGGAACGGGAGUUCCUAACAAUGGGUCCGCCAUAAUCGUCGCCCCGGCAUUUACGAGUCUUUGCAUCAAGGGCGUGCUUCUGGUUGUUGAACUUCGAGGAAAGCAAACGAUCCUGCAGAGUCCUCGUGAUCAGUGGUCUCCAGAGGAAUUGUCCAAUAUUCUGGAUCGAACGUUCUUUGGAUGGAUCAAUCCGAUUCUCGUCCGAGGGAACAGAUACAUUCUAACUGGAGACUGCCUUCCAGUGAUGGACAGCAAGCUGUUAUCGCAACUUCGACGCCAGCAAGCCCUGCAAGCAUGGAGUCAGAGAAACAAGCCCGAGAAAAAGAUGACGCUACCCAAAGUACUGCUGCGUAGUAUUCUUCCGCAGUUUCUUGCGCCCAUCAUCCCUCGCUUUGUUCUCAUCGGAUUCCGCUACGCUCAGCCGGUCCUAAUCGGUACUGUCAUCCGCUCCAUCAGCAUGUCAUCCGAGGAAUCUCAAGAUGGAGGGUACUCAGUUGUGUCGAUGGCUGUCUUUGUCUAUAUCGCGAGAACUGCCUAUCAGCACAGUCUCAACCGCCUCAAGAUUAUGAUCAGGGGCGCUGUUGUUGGUCUCCUCAACAACAAGCAACUCAAUCAGCAGUCUACUGGCUAUGGCGAUACAAAGGUGGUUACUUUGAUGAGUACAGACGCAGACAACGUGGUUCAGUCGGCUUCCAUGUUCCACGAGACGUGGGCGCAGAUCAUCGAGGUUGGUAUAGGCACCGCGAUGCUAGCUCGGAGAGUCGGUUGGGUUUGCGCGGUUCCAUUCGUCAUGAUCUUUUUUUGCUCUCGUGUGAGUCGAUAUCUGGCAAAGAACCUCCAGAGCAAGCAAAAGGAUUGGUCUGUGGCUACUCAGAACCGAAUCGCCAUGACCACGUCUAUGCUUGGCUCGGUCAAGAGUCUGAAGAUGCUUGGGAUCGUAGACCAUACGGAAUCUCUGAUCCUCUCCUUACGCCUUCGGGAGCUUGAAAUGGCCAAGAAAGUCCGGUGGAUGAUGGUCGCUUACAACGCGAGUGCAAACGCUCUCGGUAUUUUCGCCCCCAUUCUCACGCUCGUUCUGUACGUGAUCGUCGCGAGACUUAACGGCUCCGCACUCGAUGUUGAGACCGCCUUCACGACUACGGCGCUACUCGGCUUGGUGACGCACCCUGCCAACAUGAUUAUGACCAUCGUGCCGCAAGCUGUGGGCUCGCUGGCGGCUUUUGAACGAAUUCAGCAAUAUCUCAUUGAGCCACCCCGAAAGGACCAAAGACUUAUUUUCGAUAAAGCAGAAGACAGCCUCGUCGACAUUUCGCCCGCCAUAUCUUUGGAAGCCGUCACUGUCCAAGGGCUCACUGCAUCGAAACCUCCGGCUUUCAGCAAUCUCAACCUCGUUAUUGACAAGGGUUCAAUAGUCAUGUGUUCUGGUCCCGUUGGAAGCGGCAAAACGAUGCUUGUCCGAGCCCUCUUGGGGGAGGUCCCCACGGCUUCUGGAACGAUAUCUGUGUCGACGAAGCAUAUAGGAUACUGCGAGCAGUCUCCUUGGUUACCAAGCGGAACCUUCAAACAAGCAGUCUGCGGUUUCCUCCCCGAGGAGCCAAGCUGGUAUCAGGAGGUGAUCCAACUAUGCUGCCUCGAUGAGGACCUCCUGCCAAAUCCCAGCGGCGACAGUACCACAAUAGGAAGCCGAGGCUUGAACCUUUCUGGAGGACAACGACAACGGGUGGCUCUUGCCCGAGCUAUAUACGCCCGCAGUGAGAUUGUGAUCUUGGACGAUAGCUUCAGCGCACUUGACGGUAAAACAGAAAGUCGUGUCGUUGAGAACCUGCUUGGUUCUGCAGGUCAUUUCAAGAAAACGGGCACGACUGUCCUCCUUGUUACUCAUUCUACUGCGCAUUUCAACCUAGCAGACCAGCUAAUUAUCCUGGGUGGCGGAACCAUUGCGUACCAGGGGACGUGGGAUGACCUGAAGCAGAACCCCAAGUACGCCUCACUGAAAGUUAAUAUUGAUGAUUCAAAGAACGAUACGGUCGUGAAGCAGCCCCAAGUGGACAAGACCGUGCAGAGCCAGAAAUUGAAGAUGGCCGAGGCUGUUUCUGAUCUCAGCAGAGCAACGGGAGACAUCUCUCUCUAUGGAUACUAUUUUCGGGCUGUAGGCUUUCGUCAUAUCCUACUACUUCUCGCUUGCACCUCAACAUAUUCUUUCUUCGUAACUGUCCCUCAGUACUGGUUGCAAAAGUGGACGGAGGCACCAGUAUCCCAGACAACAUUCUAUAUUUGUGGCUACCUCAUCUCAUCUUUACUAGCAUGGCUCGCUACAAGCGGAACGAUGUGGUCAACCCAAAUCCUGAUCGCACCCGCUUCCGGCACUGAACUACAUCGCCGCCUACUCUCAACUAUCAUCGGUGCCCCACUGUCGUAUUUCUCAAAGACUGAUAUGGGAGUUACAUUGAAUCAUUUCAGUCAGGAUAUACAACUGGUAGAUAAGCAGUUGCCGCCAGCCACCAUGUCCAUGUCGAAUCAGGUCUUCAAGCUGCUCGUACAGGUGGUUUUGUUAUUCAGCACACAAAAGCUGCUGGCUCUGUCGCUUCCCCUUUGCGCCGCGGUCGUGUAUCUCGUGCAGCGGGUGUACUUACGCACCUCGCGACAAUUGCGUCUGCUAGAUCUCGAGUCGCAGUCGGCAGUCUACUCGAGCUUCCUCGAAUCAGUUGAAGGCGUCACGACUAUCCGAGCUUUUGGUUGGGAGAAACAAGCCGAGCAUGCCAACGUGGUCUGUCUUGAUAAGUCGCAGAAGCCAGCAUAUAUCCUCUUCUGUCUACAACAGUGGCUGGGCAUCGUUCUGGAUCUCAUGGUUGCUGCGAUUGCCACAGGCCUCAUCACACUUGCAGUUUUUGUGAGGGGAACGACGACGGCCGGUCAGAUUGGUAUGGCGUUGAAUAUUGUGUUGGCUGCGAACGCGACGCUUCUUAGCCUCGUGACAUCUUGGACGAAUAUGGAGAUUUCCCUAGGUGCCAUAUCUCGCUUGAAGACCUUGGAGGCCGAUACGCCGAAAGAGGGACAGCCGCACGAGGACUUUGUUCCCACGGAGGCGUGGCCGUCAUCUGGAUCAGUCGAGUUCGAUAAGGUCACCGUUUCGUAUAACCCCGACGCAGUGGCUUUACAAGACGUUACCUUGAAGGCCUCUCCAGGCCAGCAAUUGAUCAUUUGCGGUCGAACGGGCAGCGGCAAAAGCACCCUACUCCUCACCCUCCUACGUCUUCUUGACACGGAUGCUGGAAGCAUCAGGAUUGACGGGGUCGAUCUACGUCUCGUGCCACGUUCUCUAAUUCGACAGAAGUGCUUCAUCACGGUUUCCCAAGAGUCAUUCAUUCUGGGACAUGCCAGUCUCCGCUUCAAUCUCGAUCCCUCGACUUCUCUUCCAGAUGAAGCAAUCAUCUCAGCCCUCGAGAGGCUCGGCCUGCUGUCACACUUCCACCUACAAAACACUUCAUCUGAGGAGGAAACUCGCAACACUCUAGACAGCCCACUAUCCUCUCUGCCACAAAUGUCCACCGGUCAAUCGCAGCUGUUCGCACUAGCUAGAGCGCUCGUACAACUCAAAUCCAUCAACCACCCGCCCGAAUCAUCAGCAAACGGAACUGAAUGCCGACACAUCAUGCCCAUUCUUCUGUUGGAUGAAGCCACAUCCUCGCUCGAUACCGAGACUGAAUCUGUCACACGCGACAUCAUACGCCAGGAGUUCACAGACAAGGGCCAUACCGUAAUAGCAAUCACGCAUAGGCUGGGCGGCGUGACGGAAGGCUUGCGGCCAGGACAGGAUGCCGUGGUCUUGUUGUCCAAGGGCAAGAUUGGGAAGCUUGGCGAGGCGGAGGAUGUGUUGGACGCGACGGCUUUGAAGGGGUAG
This is a messenger RNA of Colletotrichum tamarilloi, 4254 nucleotides long. RefSeq lists its product as uncharacterized. Gene Ontology annotation, cellular component: membrane. Gene Ontology annotation, biological process: transmembrane transport. The coding region runs from base 1 to 4254 and encodes 1417 amino acids. The transcript is spliced from 18 exons. The record is from RefSeq and is a predicted model, not a curated record. Lineage: Eukaryota; Fungi; Ascomycota; Sordariomycetes; Glomerellales; Glomerellaceae. Gene Ontology annotation, molecular function: ABC-type transporter activity; ATP hydrolysis activity; ATP binding.